Messenger RNA from Trichechus manatus latirostris (Florida manatee), 6343 nucleotides. It is a transcript of the gene USP40, whose product is annotated as ubiquitin specific peptidase 40. Gene Ontology annotation, molecular function: cysteine-type deubiquitinase activity. The coding region runs from base 728 to 4441 and encodes 1237 amino acids. Gene Ontology annotation, biological process: protein deubiquitination. The record is from RefSeq and is a predicted model, not a curated record. Gene Ontology annotation, cellular component: nucleus; cytosol. Lineage: Eukaryota; Metazoa; Chordata; Mammalia; Sirenia; Trichechidae. The transcript is spliced from 32 exons.
CCGGGAGGGGGGUGGAAGGCGUUGGGACAGUGUAGGCGGUCCAGCCUGAGGAGGGCGAGGCGAAGAGCGGUUCGGGCCUGCCUGGGGAAGCGGCGCUCUCCUGGCGUCGGGUCCGCGGUCUUCUGUCGCUGCGGCCUCCGUCUCGUUGUGCCCCAGCCCCCCGGGGGUCCUAAGGCCCAGAGGGCCCCAUCCUCGGUCCUGGAGUGGGAAGACACGAAUCCCGACAGCGAGCUCGAGACCAGAUUUCAGAAUUCCAUUUCUCUAUAAUUUUUUCCCCUGAGGAACGGACUUGAGAAUAAUUGCAUUCCUGUCAGGAACGCAGUCGUAAAUGCACUUCCUGUCGCGUAGGAAGUGUGCUAGGUGCUUUGCAUUCCAGAUCUGCAAGUGACCCUCUGCAACAUCCGAUGUGAGAUCUUGAGCAGGUCAUCUAGGCCCCCAGGGCUGAUCUUUGGCUCACUGGGUACAGCUUGGAGGGCCUUUAGCGUGAUGAUGUUACUGGCAGGGUCUUUCCAGUGACCCUCCUCCUGGCUCUCCAGCUUGGAGGCUACAUACUAAACUGCUAUAAAGUAGGUUAAUUUGAUUUAUUUAAUUCAUUUAGGUGUCGUAUCAGGUCCUGAGGGGUGUUAGAGGCAGAGAUUUUAGUGAUUGAUGGUGCCCAGGCAUCUGUCAACUCAGAAUCUGUGAUUGGCUUUGCCACCCCAUCAGUGAAUUAGUAUUUAGUUUCACAAUGUUUGGGGACCUAUUUGAAGAGGAUUCUCCCAGAGUGUCAAAUAAUCAGUAUGAAAAAGGGAAGAAGUUAAAGACUAAAGCUUUGGAGCCAUCUGCCCCUAGAGAAUUCACCAAUUUAAGCGGAAUCAGAAAUCAGGGUGGCACCUGUUACCUCAAUUCUCUUCUUCAGACUCUUCAUUUCACACCUGAAUUCAGAGAAGCGUUAUUUUCUCUCGGUCCAGAAGAGCUUGGUUCUUUAGAGGAUAAGGAUAAACCUGAGGCCAAGGUUCGAAUCAUCCCUUUGCAGUUACAGCGGCUAUUUGCUCAGCUUCUGCUCUUAGACCAGGAAGCUGCAUCCACAGCAGACCUCACUGACAGCUUUGGGUGGACCAGCAAUGAGGAAAUGAGGCAGCAUGACGUUCAGGAGCUGAAUCGAAUUCUCUUCAGCGCUUUGGAAACUUCUUUAGUUGGGACCUCAGGCCAUGACCUCAUCAAGAGCCUGUAUCAUGGAACCGUUGUCAACCAGAUUGUUUGUAAAGACUGCAAGAACAUCAGUGAGAAGCAGGAAGACUUCUUAGAUUUGACGGUAACGGUCAAAAAUGUGUCUGGUUUGGAAGAGGCACUCUGGAACAUGUAUGUAGAAGAGGAAGUUUUUGACUGUGACAACUUAUACCACUGUGGAACUUGUGAUAGGCUGGUUAAAGCAGUGAAGUUGGCCAAAUUACAUAAGCUGCCUCCUUUUCUUACUGUUUCGUUACUAAGAUUUAAUUUUGAUUUUGUGAAGUGUGAACGAUACAAGGAAACUAGCCGUUAUACGUUUCCUCUCCGGAUCAAUCUCAAGCCUUUUUGUGAACAGAGUGAAUUGGAUGACUCAGAAUAUAUAUAUGACCUCUUCUCAGUUAUUAUACACAAAGGUGGCUGCUAUGGAGGACAUUAUCACGUAUAUAUUAAAGAUGUCGAUCAUUUGGGAAACUGGCAAUUUCAAGAGGAAGUAAAUAAACCAGAUGUGCAUUUGAAAGAUCUUCCAAAUGGAGAAGAGAUUGAUGACCCACUGAUGGUUCUACACGCAAUCUUAUCAGAGGAGGAGAGUAAUCUACUUCCUGUUGAUCAGCUGGGCCAGAAGCUCUUGAAAAAGAUAGGUCUGUCUUGGAACAAGAAGUACAGAAAACAGUAUGGACCACUGCGAAAGUUCUUACAGCUCCAUUCUCAGAUAUUUCUACUCAGUUCAGAUGAAAGUACAGUUAGUCUGUCAAAGAAUUGUUCUCUGCAGCCCAAGUCGGAUUUCCAACGGAAUGCUCAUCGAAUUUGCAAGCCACCGACUUCAGAAUCCCCAAGGUUAAAUGAUAGCACAUCCUGCCCCCACUGGUUUGAUAUAAAUGAUUCCAAAGUCCAGCCAAUCAAGGAAAAGGAUAUUGAACAGCAGUUUCAGGGUAAAGAAAGUGCCUAUAUGUUGUUUUAUCGGAAAUCGCUGUUGCAGAGACCCCCUGAAGCUCGAGCUAAUCCAAGAUACAAGGUUCCAUGUCAUUUGUUGAGUGAAAUGGACGCAGCCAACAUUGAACUGCAAACAGAAAGGGCAGAAUGUGAUUCCGCAAACAAUAAUUUUGAAUUGCAUCUCCAUCUGGGCCCUCAUUAUCAUUUCCUGAAUGGGGCUCUGCACCCAGUGGUCUCUCAGACAGAAAGCGUGUGGGACUUGACCUUCGAUAAAAGGAAAACCUUAGGAGAUCUUCGACAAUCAAUAUUUCAGCUCUUAGAAUUUUGGGAAGGAGACAUGGUUCUUAGUGUUGCAAAGCUUGUACCAGCAGGACUCCACAUUUACCAGAAGCUUGAUGGAGAUGAGCUGACACUGUGUGAGAUGGAAAUUGCCAAUGGGGAAGACAUCUUUGUAUGGAAUGGGGUGGAGGUUGGUGGAGUCCAGAUUCAAACUGGUAUUGGCUGUGAACCUCUGCUUUUGAAUAUCCUUCAUCGAGCAGCAAGCAGUGAAGGAGAAAGGUGUCAGCAGUUAAUAGAAUCUGCACAUGUCUUUCCAUCAAAUGCAGAAAUGGGCACUAUCUUCACAGCCUUAUCAAUCCCUGUGGGAGUCAUCUUAAUAAGCAGUGCUGAAUCCACGGGCGAAGAGAGCUGGACUGCUGUUCCCAGAGAGGACGUGAAGAAGACGUUCAGAGAGCAGGGUCUCAGCAACGGAAGCUCAGUUUUAAUUCAGGAUUCUAAUGGUGAUGAUUACAGUGUGCUGACCAAACAAGGGAGAUGGAGCACUGGUUCGAAUGCGACCAACUGGGUCCAAGUUAAAAAUGUAUGCCAAUUAGAGUCUGAAGAGAAGCAAGUGAGAAUAGCAGCAACUAGUAACACAGUGGUGUUUGAUAUUCGAAUUAAAGCCAUAAAGGAAUUAAAAUUAAUGAAGGAACUAGCUGAGAACAGCUGUUUGAGACCUAUUGAUAGAAAUGGGAAGCUUCUUCCUCCUGUGCCAGACAGUUACACUUUGAAGGAAGCAGAAUUGAAGAUGGGAAGCUCAUUAGGGCUGUGUGUUGGAAAAGCACCCACUUCCACUCAGCUGUUCCUGUUUUUCACUGUGGGGAGUGACGUUCAGCCAGGGACAGAGAUGGAGGUCAUAGUGGAAGAAACAGUAUCUGUGAGAGACUGUUUAAAGAUAAUGCUGCAGCAAGCUGGCCUUCCAGGAGACACAUGGCACUUGCGAAAAAUGAAUUGGUGCUACGAAGCUGGGGAGGCUUUACGUGAAGGGGAUGCAACACUGAAAGAGCUUAUGCUGUGUUCUGGAGAUACUUUGGUUUUAAUGGAAGGGACGCUUCCUCCUCCGGGUUUCCUGAAGGUACCCAUCUGGUGGUACCAACCUUGGGACCCCGCAGGACGCCGUGAGAGUCAGCAGGGCCGGGUGAACUCGGCCGCCUCUCAGGAUGGCGCCUGGAGAGCCACAUCCUCCCAAGGUGUUCCCAGUAAUGUGCGCACAGAAGGUACCCUCCGCUACUUGGGCGACGUGGAAAUCUUGGAAGAUGCCACCUUGGUAGAUCUGAAGUGUCAGGCCAUUACCUUGCCCUCUUUCUCGGAGUUUGCCGUUCCGUCCCCAGCCUUCCUCCGAGCCUGGACCAUGGAAAGCAAACGCCCAGGCAGGCUCUUGCGGAGCGACCAGCAACAGCUUAAGGAAUGCAAACUGGGAAGGAGAACUGAGAUCUGUUUGGAGCCUCUUCAGAAAAAAGAGAACUUGGGUCCCCAGGACUUGCUGCUCAGGACCCAGAUGCGCCUCCCUGGCGAGAGGUCCUACUCCCUGCCCGAGGACAUGGUGUGGGACACCGUCAGAAGCUGCACUGCAGCCUCCCUGAGGCAGAAAGUGGCUGACUUCUACUCUCUACCUGUGGAGAAAAUCGAGAUUGCCAAAUACUUUCCUGAAAAGUUUGAGUGGAUUCCCAUCUCAAGCUGGAACCAGCAAAUUGCCAAGAGGAAAAAGAAGAAAAAGCAAGAUAAUUUGCAGGGAGCACCUUAUUACUUGAAAGACGGAGAUACUAUUGGUGUUAAGAAUCUGCUGGUUGAAGAUGAUGAUGAUUUCAGUACAAUCAGAGAUGACAUUGGAAAAGAAAAACAGAGACAACUUGCUCUGGGAAAAAAGAAAAGCCAAGAAGCCCUUCAUGUGCAGAGCAGCGACGUUUUCUCCAGCGUGGAAACGUCAGCCCGGCCCCGGGGACCAGAAGCAUCUCUGUCCAUCCACGUCGGGACUUUCAGAUAGCACUGGCCACAGCCACCAUCCCCCAAGGAUGCACCCAGGUGGCUGCUGAAGUGUCUAUGCCUCAUCUCAGCAGCAGGCAGGGCCCCGGCGGUGGUCUCCACCAGCUGCGGGUUCUGCGCUUCUGAGAGGAUGAACCAGCCGGUUUUUGUGGGCUGACUAGUUGGUUGCCUUGUUUAGACACGGAUUCCAAAUCCUUGGCUUUACGACAAGUAAAGUGACGCUCCUCUCAGGCCAGGCAAAUGCACUUUAUCAAGGAGAGAUGUGGUAUACACACCCACACAACCCUGUACGUCCUGUGCCACGUCUUACAUGUGCCAAUCAGAUAUCCACCUGGCAUCACAUUUUACCCCAGCCGCCCUUUUUUAAGAAAAUGGCUUACUUUUGUAUUAACUGACUACAGGUGUGGAAAAAAUGGCAUGUUGCUAAAAUCUGACAAAUCUUUUGUUUAAAACACAUGUUCAGUCUCUUCUUUCUUCUCUUAUACUGUUUAGAUGGCUCGAUGGUCAUCUGUACUAACAGAGGUUCUGCCGUCUCCUCUCAAGCUGAUGGGUUGGCCAGGCUUCUACUGUAACGUAAGGGUGGUCUGUUUCCUGGACUUCAUCCCACCUCCUCCUCCUCACGCGUCACACGUUCUUCCCUCUGGACUCAGCUAAAGCUGUGGUUCUGAAGUGUUAGCUCUCUUUCCAGAAUGAGGAGACAGACAGGCCAUACCCUGCUGAUGAGAAGGCAGCCUCAGGUGGGCUAAGACGGGAGCCGGCACAAGGUGUCGAUGAUCCUGACCUGGCGGCUGCGGGGUCUGCUCGGGCAGCUGACACGCUCUGUCGUUUCAGGUUGUCCUGGGUGGGCUGAGUUGAGAUUCUUGAGUAUAUCUAGACUAUCUCAUCUAUUAAAGCAACUGAGAAAAAGAAUGUAAACAGAUUUCCUUUCUUCUUGAUUAAAGAUGGCUAACUAUGGAAUUGAAAGGGUCAAAUUGGCCUUUAUGAUAGAUACCACCUGUGACACUAAAUUGACUGAUAGAGGCUGCGGGGAUGAUUGGCCUUCUCAAACGGGGCCUCAGUCUGAAGCAGGACUCCUAAGAAGAUACAACACAUUCUCAACCUUCCUACCACAGGUGAAGUUUUUAGUGGCUCUUGCUGACGACACUUAUAAUCUUGACUUCACACAAUUUCUCAUUAUCACUUUUAUCACUGAUGUUGAGAUAGCACUGAAAUGUUGAGAGAUGGAAAGAAACUGACAAAUACGAGUAAGGGGUCUCAUCCUGUCCCACGGCUUGGCCGAUUAAGUUCAUGCUGUUGGGUGUGUCCUGCUCCAUCAGAGCUUGCCGCCGAGGGCACUGACCCGACUUUCCCUUCUGCCCUUUUUCAGCACCGCCCCACCACUGUUAGAAACGCGCACCUCGUUGGGUAUCUGAGAGGUUGUCGUCUCAUAAACGAUGUGUUCAUUUGUAUUGCGGCAGUUGCUUUGUAAGAACCUGGGCUUUGACCAGCAGGCUGCUUUCAGGUUCUCAGCACUGAAUCAGCCUCAGAAGACGCCUCACACGUGGGUGUGGACCGUGUCUUAGAUGCACAGAGGUUCUCGAUGAUACCAGGACUGAAGCAUACGGUUCACGUUCAAGCUAUUAUUUCUUCUGCUUUAACUAACCUUCUGUAGCGGGCCCUUCGUUUCAUCUCAAGGUGAUAAAGCAUUAAUGUAACAGAAAAAGCUUUGCUUCUGAAAAGGCUCACUGAACAUUUCUAGGAUCCCGAGUCAAACAUGGACGGAUAUGCCUUAAAGCGAAGGCCAGCCGUCCGUGGCUGCCCACGGCAGGGAGCAUUUGCGGGGCCUCUGCUUGCUGACUUGCUUUUCUUGAUUAUUAUUUUUUUUUUUUUUAAUUUGGGGAUGGAAUGGGGCUACAGGGAAAGA